This is a messenger RNA of Protomyces lactucae-debilis, 1347 nucleotides long. Its product is annotated as saccharopine dehydrogenase. Gene Ontology annotation, cellular component: cytoplasm. Lineage: Eukaryota; Fungi; Ascomycota; Taphrinomycetes; Taphrinales; Protomycetaceae. Gene Ontology annotation, molecular function: saccharopine dehydrogenase activity. The coding region runs from base 1 to 1347 and encodes 448 amino acids. The record is from RefSeq and is a predicted model, not a curated record. The transcript has 2 exons.
AUGCCUUCUAUCCUGCUCCUCGGAAGCGGCUUUGUGGCCCACCCAACGCUCUCACACCUCGCUCAGCGAAAAGAAAAUCAAAUCACCGUUGCUUGUCGCACACUCGCAAAAGCACAGGCCUUCAUCCAAGGCGUUGCCAAUACCAAAGCAGCUGCUUUGGAUGUGACGGACGAAGCGGCUCUCUCUAAAGCUGUGUCGGAGCACGAUCUCGUCAUCUCCCUCAUCCCUUAUGUACACCACGUCAAAGUCAUUGAAGCUGCCAUCAAGCACAAGAAGCACGUCGUCACCACGUCCUAUGUCUCUGAUGCGAUUGCAGCAUUGGAUGAGAAGGCUAAAGAGGCAGGCAUCACCAUCAUGAAUGAAAUCGGUGUGGAUCCUGGUGUCGACCACUUGUAUGCCGUAAAGACCAUUGACGAGGUGCACGCACGUGGCGGCAAGAUCAAGUCCUUCUUGUCCUAUUGCGGUGGCUUACCGGCUCCUGAAGCAAGCAACAACCCACUCGGUUACAAAUUCUCUUGGUCAUCGCGUGGUGUAUUGCUAGCGUUGCGAAAUGCUGCCAAGUAUUACAAGGACGGCAAGAUCGUAGAGGUUGCUGGCCCUGAACUCAUGGGUGAGGCAAAGCCUUACUUCAUCUACCCGGGCUUUGCACUUGUCGCUUACCCGAACCGUGACUCGACGCCAUACAAGGAGCGCUACAACAUUCCUGAGGCAGAGACGAUUAUUCGUGGUACACUGCGGUACCAGGGUUUCCCAGAGUUCAUCAAAGCGCUCGUGGAUAUCGGUAUGCUUGAGGAUGCACCACUCGACUACCUCUCUGCCAAUGCAGCAGAGAUGAGCUGGAAGGAUGUCUUUGCCAAAGUGAUUGGUGCGUCAUCGACCUCGGAGAAGGAUAUCGAGUGGACAAUUGCCUCUAAGACGAAAUUCAAGUCGACUGAGGACAAGAACCGCAUCUUGGCAGGACUCCGUUGGAUUGGUCUGCUCAGUGAUGCACCGGCCCCUAAAGCUGGUAAUGCCCUGGAUGCACUGUGUCAAACACUUGAGGAGAAGUGUCAGUUUGGCGAAACAGAGCGAGACUUGCUCUUGUUGCAGCACAAGUUUGAAAUCAUCAACGCUGAUGGGUCUCAGGAAACACGAACGUCGACAUUGUGUGAUUAUGGUACGGUGGGUGGCUACUCUGCUAUGGCCAAGCUGGUUGGCGUGCCCUGUGGCGUAGCUGUUCAGCAAGUCCUGGACGGUGUCAUUAGUGAGCGUGGUGUCUUGGCUCCCAUCAACAGCAAGAUCAAUGGGCCGCUCAUCAAGGAUCUCAAGGCACUCGGUAUUGAAUGCAUUGAGGAGGUUGUCGCAUAA